GCAACAUUCUCGGGAGUAGACCACAACGCCGCGCCCAGGAAAAGUUCUCCUGCUCUGCGAAAUAAAGCACUUCUCGGGAACCGUUACGAUGAAAUCGUCGGAAGUAGAGCUUCAACUUACACCGAUAUUGUAGACGAAGGCCACGUCGUGGUUGAGCACCGUCGUCCUCCGGGUCACGCAUCAACUGAAGAAUACACCAG
Molecule: messenger RNA, 200 nt
Organism: Amoebophrya sp. A120
Lineage: Eukaryota; Dinophyceae; Syndiniales; Amoebophryaceae
Source: the annotation of a GenBank genome assembly